UGAGAAAUUUAGAAGCAUGGGCGAUGUGUGAUAACAUUAAAACACACAACAAACUGACUCUGAAAUUAGCAACGAUCGACGCAGAGAGCUGGGCUUGAGCUGCAACAAGAAAACCCAACAACAACAAUAAGCGGACACGUCAACAACACGCACAAAUCAACAAAAAAUAAUGUAUUGCCUGCAAUGUUUACUGCCAGUGCUGCUGAUACCGAAGCCCACUAAUCCAGCUCUGAUGGAGACGCAUGUCAUGUUUAUAGUUCUCUACUUGAUUGGCUUCUUUCUGGAGAGGAAGCCAUGCACAAUCUGUAGCCUGGUCUUUCUCACGGCUGUCUCGCUGAUCUGCUACAGCGGCGUCGGCAACUGCAUCUUCUGGGGUAACUGUGAGGGUCAUCUCUGCGAGAACGGUUAAGACCACAAAUACGGAAUACAGAAGUGAUAAAUAUAAAUUUCGUUCGCGUUGCUACAGCUUUAUACAAUAUAUACACAAUUUGCAUUAUUAACAAACCAACAAAUAAUUAGUGAUAAAACUGAGUGAGUUAACAAGAAGCAAGAGCUGAAGCGAUUUGCUUCUUGCACUGCUGCCAGUAAGUGAAAAAUAAAUAAAUACGACGAAGGAAACUUAAACUGCAUCUGCCCCACUUGGAUAACCAAAAGAAUAGAAAGAAAUCAACUCCAUCCCAACGCGAUCGAUAGAUAUCCCGUUUCAACUGCUGCUGGUACUUCACAAUGUAUUUUAAUGUUUAAUUUAGCUAAAAAUUUACGCACAAACUCCCCAAAAUUAUAAUCGAAACUGUUUAUUAGGCUUAGGGACGAAUCUAGUUUUUACCACAAGCGCCACAAAAGCAAAAUAAAAAUGUAUUGUAAAUUUCUGGUUAUGAGAGGCGAGGUACCACGUCAAUGCAAACUUUCUAUUACGUUUAGUCAUAUGUUAUUUAAAUAAACUAACUGUAUAAAAAAUGGAAGUAAAUACUGUGCUGUGCGUCCUUGCUGCGCCAAUGGACGUUGAUAUCGGUUGUUUCCCCGUCUUGUGCACAUGCAAAUUGUACAUAAAUACACAAACACCCAUAUACACAUGCAUACAGAUUUACAUCAUUGAUUGAUAUAUAUAUAUAAAGUGUAAAGAAAAUAAUCAGAUACAAGUUGUUCGAUUUUAUGUUACGAAUUGCAAUUCGUAAACCUAAUUUAAGACAACAAAUUCAAUUCAAUUUGUUAAACACGAGAUUUAAUAUAUUAUAAUAAUAAUAAUACAACUAAACAAACGUACCGAAAAGUAACGAACCGAAAAUGAUGUUUAAAACUUUAUAUACAAUCAAAUCAAUUAAAACAAUUUAAUGACGCUAUAGCUAUCGAGUUGGUUUUGAUCUUAAGUUCAAGUAGUAAUCAUCAUCACAGGUCUGGUUGCCGUUAGAUGCGCUAAGAGACUUUGGAAUGUCGACAACUCAAUAUUAUUGUAAGUGUUGUGCUGUCUAAUCGUUGAUAAGGCAAUAAUUUCCAUUCUAAUAUGUUAUGAU
Molecule: messenger RNA, 1511 nt
Organism: Drosophila grimshawi
Lineage: Eukaryota; Metazoa; Arthropoda; Insecta; Diptera; Drosophilidae
Gene: bc10
Product: bladder cancer-associated protein
Exons: 2
Coding region: 170-409 (79 amino acids)
Source: RefSeq, a predicted model, not a curated record